AUGGCUAACUCCAACCCAGCACGGUCGCACCAGCGCAGGCGCAGCGAAGCGCAGACGCAAAACAGUUACGUCCAAUACCACGACCCAGAGAAAGGCAUUUCCUGGGCAGAACCUGUCGAGCAAGACCUUUCGAUAUUGCUGAAUCCAAUACCCGUUGUCGAUUCACAAUUUCCUCGAAAACAACAUGUUAAACGACGGCCGGUCAAUCCAAUAAUAUCCACCACUCCUCCCACGACCGAACGGAGCGACGGUCCUCUCUCUCCGAUCAUUCCUUCUCCUCUAAGGAUCCGUAAACCCAGACCCUUUGCUCCGGCAAUGCCUCCCUCACCUGCCCGCCAGGUACGACUGCUGAUUGCAUCCAUCGGCAAUCCACCUCCGUAUCACACCACGCGACACUCGGCCGGACACCUGUUGUUGAAGACGUUGGCUGCACACAUGAACUUCCCUCCACUUUCACGAAGUAAAGUCCUCGGGUCAGGCAGUGCGAGCUUGGGCUCCGACCGCGGCAGUCCCGAAUAUACACUCUGGCAGAGCGCCAGCCUGAUGAACGUUUCGGGCGCCGGCACGAUCAAGGCGUGGAAACAGUUCAACACCCUACAUUCUGCGUCUCCGGACUCCGACGUUGUUACUGCGUUGGUUAUUUUGCACGACGAGCUUGAGUCGUCGAUCGGCACGAUCAAACUGCGCCGAGGCGAGACCAGCCCCAAGGGCCACAACGGAAUCAAAUCGAUACAGUCGUCACUCAAAUCCGCGAGCAUGCUGCCCUCAAUGGGUGAUCGGUUCAUCAAAAUCGGCAUCGGAAUUGGUCGGCCUCAAUCACGAGAGAAAGACGAUGUUAGUGCCUGGGUGCUGGGCCAGGCGACACAUGUGGAACGGACAAAGAUCGAGGCUGCGGCCGAUAGUGUGAUGGCGGUGUUGAAGAGUGAGAUUGCGAGGUUGGAGAGGACUUGA
Exophiala xenobiotica is the source of this 951-nucleotide messenger RNA. RefSeq lists its product as uncharacterized. Lineage: Eukaryota; Fungi; Ascomycota; Eurotiomycetes; Chaetothyriales; Herpotrichiellaceae. The coding region runs from base 1 to 951 and encodes 316 amino acids. The record is from RefSeq and is a predicted model, not a curated record. Gene Ontology annotation, molecular function: peptidyl-tRNA hydrolase activity. The transcript has a single exon.